This is a messenger RNA of Mus musculus (house mouse), 4375 nucleotides long. It is a transcript of the gene Eif4a2, whose product is annotated as eukaryotic translation initiation factor 4A2. The transcript is spliced from 11 exons. Bases 1697 to 2788 code for a protein of 363 amino acids. Lineage: Eukaryota; Metazoa; Chordata; Mammalia; Rodentia; Muridae. Gene Ontology annotation, molecular function: nucleic acid binding; RNA helicase activity; ATP hydrolysis activity. Gene Ontology annotation, cellular component: perinuclear region of cytoplasm. The record is from RefSeq and is a predicted model, not a curated record.
AUUUUUAUGGCAACUUUGAAAGAGACUCUACACAGGAUGGCCAAUCCAUUUUGUCACUCACUCACUUGUCCCUUGAGGCAAGGUCUCAUUAUAUAGCCCUUGCUGGCCUGAACCCUCUAAGACUUGCAGGGAUCCACGAGCCUCCACUUCCUGAGUGCUAGGGUUAAAAGUCCAUGUCACCACACCCGGUCUCUAUUUUGUCAUCAUUUUGUAACAGUUUCUGACACAAUAACUUCCAAAUAAGUACAGGUUUUAUUUUUGAGUAAGGAUAGCACAUAGGGCUGGCAAGAUGAUUCAAUGCUGGCCUUAGGGCAUGCUGACCUAAGUUCCAUCCCCAGGACCCACUUGUGGGAUCCAAGUAGUAGGAGACGAAUCAACUCCUAAGAGUCGUCCGUUGACUUCCACGCGCUGAGGUGCACACUCAAUAAAUAAACAAAUACAAUUUAAUCUAAUUUAAUCUUUUUAGAGCCAAAUACUUUUCGUAAAUUACCAAACUGAGCCUUUUCCUUCUCUGGUUAGUCAGUCUUUGGUCUUCUGAAUUAAUGAGAAAAAUUUUUGAGUGUUCAGGAUACUUUCAUAUUUUAAAAUUCAAGGAUUAAAUAUCUUAUAUUUUUUUGCAAGGGGCUCGAGUUGUGGCUGACUGGAAACGUCUAGGCUUAUGCAGCCAUGCAAGUUUAUUACGAGCAAUACGAACUAUAUUGUCUCAAUUUCAGUAAGGCAAUAUUAGAUGAUUAAAAUCGUUUUUGUUUUUUGUUUUUGUUUUGUUUUACCAGAAGAGACAAUCAGCUCUUGAAGUGCUAGGGCUGAGUCUGCCAGAAGCACCCAUUUACAUUUCUGUGUUACAAAGAAUGACAGGUCCUUUGCACAAGUUGGUAGUGAUUCUAUCAGUCAUUUCUCGCACCUGUUAGGUUGAAAUUAUUAGCAUUAUUUUUUAAGCCAGAGCUGAAGACGACCGACCAGAAAGAGAUGAAAAUCGAAUCACCACCCUAGGGACAUCUGUUAAUGAUACUACACACUGUGCUUCUCGUCUUACAAAAAUAGAACUGCAAACUGGAUUUCCUAGGAUGUGCUGGGUGGCCGACAUUUUCCGUGGCAGGGGUUUCACACGUUCCAGAUCUGAAUGGAUAUUAAAUGGCUGGGCGAAAUGCCAGGUAGCCCUUUCCUGUCACAUUAAACAGCAGUGAGAACGGGCGGGGUAACCCUAUUCUGUUCCGGCACGGAACGCGGUGGCUCGGACCAAGGGCACGCUGACGCGCAGGUAGCCCGGAGCUGCGUCCUGGAGACGCCGCCCGCCAGCGAACAGCGCCACCGGCUUCCGCCCUAAGCGCCCAGGGCUCCGCCGGCCUCUGCGGCAGGGCCGCGGAAACCCCGUAGGAGCAGGGCGGCCGAGGAGCGCGGCGCGCGGUCGCGCUGCUGCAAUAUUCUUCCGCCGAAAGCAAAGAGUCCCAGACCCGUUCCCGAUUCGUGGAUCUCCGGGAACGCUGUAAUACCAAGUAAUAGUGAAAUGUGGAUUUUGUCAUCGACUCCUGUAGGGCUUCACCUCCGGUAACAAACUCCAGGAGUACAAUUUUGUGGCUUCCGAAAGGGGAAUAAGGAAAUUCCUCCGCGAGAAACGGGUUCCGGCCGCGAGCCUAUAAAAAACGGGCGGCGCCGUCCGCCUGUCUUUUCAGUCGGGCGCUGAGUGGGUUUUCGGAUCAUGUCUGGUGGCUCCGCGGAUUACAACAGCAGAGAACAUGGCGGCCCAGAGGGAAUGGACCCCGAUGGUGUCAUCGAGAGCAACUGGAAUGAAAUUGUUGAUAACUUUGAUGAUAUGAAUUUAAAGGAGUCCCUUCUUCGAGGCAUCUAUGCAUAUGGUUUUGAGAAGCCUUCAGCUAUUCAGCAAAGAGCUAUUAUCCCUUGUAUUAAAGGGUAUGAUGUGAUUGCUCAAGCUCAGUCAGGUACUGGCAAGACAGCCACAUUUGCUAUUUCCAUCCUGCAACAGUUGGAGAUUGAGUUCAAGGAGACCCAAGCACUAGUAUUGGCCCCCACCAGAGAACUGGCUCAACAGAUCCAAAAGGUAAUUUUGGCUCUUGGAGAUUAUAUGGGAGCAACUUGUCAUGCUUGCAUUGGAGGAACAAAUGUUCGAAAUGAAAUGCAGAAGUUGCAGGCUGAAGCCCCUCACAUUGUUGUUGGUACUCCAGGGAGAGUGUUUGAUAUGCUAAACAGAAGAUACCUUUCUCCAAAAUGGAUCAAAAUGUUCGUUUUGGACGAAGCAGAUGAAAUGUUGAGCCGAGGGUUUAAGGAUCAGAUCUAUGAGAUUUUCCAGAAAUUAAAUACAAGCAUUCAGGUUGUGUUGCUUUCUGCCACAAUGCCAACUGAUGUGCUAGAAGUGACCAAGAAAUUCAUGAGAGAUCCAAUUCGAAUUCUGGUGAAGAAGGAAGAAUUGACCCUUGAAGGAAUUAAACAAUUUUAUAUUAAUGUUGAGCGAGAGGAGUGGAAGCUGGACACUCUUUGUGACUUGUAUGAGACUUUGACUAUCACACAAGCAGUUAUUUUUCUCAAUACAAGGCGCAAGGUGGACUGGCUCACGGAGAAAAUGCAUGCCAGGGACUUCACAGUUUCUGCUCUGCAUGGUGACAUGGACCAGAAGGAAAGAGAUGUCAUCAUGAGGGAAUUCCGAUCAGGGUCAAGCCGUGUUCUGAUCACUACUGACUUGUUGGCCCGUGGGAUUGACGUGCAACAAGUGUCCUUGGUUAUAAACUACGAUCUACCUACCAAUCGUGAAAACUAUAUUCACAGGAGUCGAUAGCGGCAGUUGAUGACGAGAUGGCACUCAGAAACGGCGUUGACGUAAUUUAGGACGUGGAAUCAUAAGCGAAACAGCACACUGUUUGAAUAAAGAGCGAGUCGGUAUUUAUAUUUGAUUUUCUUUUGUCAUGAUUAUUUGAUAUUUUAAGUUGUUCCAGCCCAAGGCAUUUUGUAUGUUAGCAUUUCUGAUAGGGAGUGAUAGGUGGUUUGUAUUGUCUGGUACUUUGUAGGAAGGUAGAGAGCUGUUUUGGAGGUAACACGUUUGAGUAAUUUGAGUAUAUAACGUGUGAAAAGAAGCUGAGCAAAAAGCAGUGAUAAGUUUGGGUUACCAUACCAAAUACUUGCUUUCACACUGGAAAAAAAGUAAGUUUUAGAAAAUAGUUAACCUUGCAGCAUUUGUAUUUACAGUUCCAGAAGUGCGUCGAAAUGGAUUGUAUAACUGUUUUCUUUUAUUCCUGGUGUUUACAUUUGUCCCAGGCUGACAACUGCUCCUGGCUGGCCCACUUUGGUAUGGGCUUUAAUUUCACCCCAAACACAAUACUGUCAUCUGCUUUAUUGUAAUGCUCAAGGCGCCUAUCUCAUUUUGCAGCCAGACAAGCCUUGAAUUCUUUUGGUGGCACUAUCUGCAAAGGAAGAUGUUUUUCCACCUGGAUAUUGGUUUUAUCAGCUAGUGCUCCACUUAAAAGCACGAACUAUAAUCCUGAUAAGUAAACAGCAGCUGAUGGUUAACAAGUGGAUCGUCAUAUUCAGUAGCUUUAAAUAGUACUAAAGUAACUUGCUGACUGUUGGUUUCUUUCUCUUACACAGAAUUGGCAGAGGGGGUCGAUUUGGGAGGAAAGGUGUGGCUAUAAACUUUGUUACUGAAGAAGACAAGAGGAUUCUUCGUGACAUUGAGACUUUCUACAAUACUACAGUGGAGGAAAUGCCCAUGAAUGUGGCUGACCUAAUUUAAUCCCUGGGAUGAGAUAGUUUUGAAUGCAGUGCUCGCUGUUGCUGAAUAGGCGAUCACAACGUGCAUUGUGCUUCCUUGAGAAUAUUUGAAUCUUGUCUCAAUGCUCAUAACGGAUCACAAAUACAGAUUCUGAUAGCAAAGCGACUUUAGUCCUGAGCUCUUGUGAGGAAAGGCAUUGGCUUUAUCCUCUUUAGAGUUAGACUGUUGGGGGUGGGUAUAAAAGAUGGGGUCUGUAAAAUCUUUUUUUCUUAGAAAUUCAUUUACUAGUUAUGUAGAAAUGGUUGUAUUAGAUGUUCUCUAUCAUUUAAUAAUAUACUUGUGGACUAAAAGAUAUAAGUGCUGUAUAAAAUCAGCCAAUUAUGUUAAACUGGCAUAUCUGCCUUUAUUGUGUUUGUCAUUAGCCUGACUAGAGAGGCCUUUAAAGUGAUUUCUUUUUUUUAGAGAAAAUUUGAAUGCAUUUUGUUGGUAUUGUAUUUAUUCAAUAAAGUAUUUAAUUAGUGCUAAGUGUGAACUGGACCCUGUUGCUAAGCCUCAGCAAGCAAUCAUCCUAGGUAGGGUUAAACCCCCAGUAAAAUUGCCAUAUUGCACAUGUCUUAAUGAAGUUUGAAUGUUAAAUAAAAUUGUAUAUUCACUUUA